Messenger RNA from Melopsittacus undulatus (budgerigar), 827 nucleotides. Its product is annotated as tubulin-folding cofactor B. Gene Ontology annotation, cellular component: microtubule plus-end; nucleus; cytoplasm. The record is from RefSeq and is a predicted model, not a curated record. Gene Ontology annotation, molecular function: microtubule plus-end binding; alpha-tubulin binding. NCBI's taxonomy places the organism in Eukaryota, Metazoa, Chordata, Aves, Psittaciformes, Psittaculidae. The coding region runs from base 16 to 801 and encodes 261 amino acids. Gene Ontology annotation, biological process: tubulin complex assembly; post-chaperonin tubulin folding pathway; cytoplasmic microtubule organization. The transcript has 6 exons.
GCUUCCAGAAGCAGCAUGAAGGCCGUGUCGGGGCCUGGGGCCGGUACCGGGGCCGGUACCGGUAACGGGGCCUGUACCGGGGCCGGGUCCGUGUUGUUGUCCGUCAGCAGCAGCCUCACUGCCCGCAGGGCUCCCAAGCGGUACAGCACCGGGAUCACUGUGGCCGAGCUCAAGUGCAAGCUGGAGCUGGUGGUGGGCAGCCCUGCCUCCUGCAUGGAGCUGGAGCUCUAUGGCACCGACGAUGAGCUCCUGGGGCGGCUGGACUGCGAUGAGGCCCUACUGGGAUCCUAUGAGCUGUGGGAUGGAUGCAGGGUGCACGUUAUUGACCGCAGCGGCGCUCGCAUUGGGGAGUAUGAGGACGUGUCCCAGGUGGAGAAGUAUGAGAUGACAGAGAGUGACUAUGACAAGAGACCAGAGUCCGUGCGCAGCUUCCUCCGUCAGCGGCAGUGGGGCAGGUUCGAUGCUGAGGCCGCUGAGCGCCGGGAGCAGCAGCUGCGGCAGCGCCGGGAGCAGGAGGCAGCUCUGGCAGCGGCUCUGCCGGUGGGGACCCGGUGCCUGGUGCGGGUACCGGGACAGCCAAGCAGGAGGGGGACAGUCAUGUAUGUGGGACAAACUGACUUCAAGCCAGGCCACUGGGUGGGGGUGCGCUACGAUGAGCCCCUGGGCAAGCACGAUGGCAGUGUCGGUUCCCGACGUUACUUCGAGUGUCCCCCCAAAUACGGAGCCUUCGUCAAGCCCCAAAGUGUCACCCCCGGAGACUUCCCGGAGGAGGAGCUGGGCCUGGAGGAGGAGGAGCUUUGAGGGCGGAGCCUCCCCAAGCCCCGCCC